Molecule: messenger RNA, 924 nt
Organism: Nyctereutes procyonoides (raccoon dog)
Lineage: Eukaryota; Metazoa; Chordata; Mammalia; Carnivora; Canidae
Gene: SCAND1
Product: SCAN domain containing 1
Exons: 2
Coding region: 129-668 (179 amino acids)
Source: RefSeq, a predicted model, not a curated record
CAUAGAAGCUAAAGGAGACUUCCGCUUCCGGCGCGCUCAGGCCUCGUCCCGGUGCAGCCGGCCCGUGCGCAGACGCAGUGCUGAGCCCACAGCUGCGGGACAAAGAGUGACGUCCAGAGCUUGGAGUCAUGGCGGCGACGGAGCCGAGCUUGGCGGCUGCUGGGGGCCUCGCGCUACCGCCAGAGAAGGAGGAAGGAGCCGGCCUGCGUUCAGGCUCGGAGCGUAAUUCUGCGGGCUCCUCGUCGACCCUUAAGGCCGCACCACCUGCCCCCGAAUCCUCCAGUGCCAACGCCGCAGCCACCGAAGCAAUUCGUACGCCCCCUGCGGCGGCCUCCGCGGCCUUGGAGCUGCCCGUCGGGCCCCCAGCUCUGAGCUCCCCGCCGCAUGCCGAAGCCGCUCCGCGCUCCCCCCCACACCCUGGCGGCUCCCGACCCGGCCCGGAGACAUUCCGCCAGCGUUUCCGGCAGUUCCGCUACCAGGACGCCGCAGGUCCGCGGGAGGCGUUCCGGCAGCUGCGGGAGCUCUCCCGCCAGUGGCUGCGACCCGACAUCCGCACGAAGGAGCAGAUCGUGGAGAUGCUGGUGCAGGAGCAGCUGCUGGCCAUCCUGCCUGAGGCGGCGCGGGCCCGGCGGCUUCGCCGCCGCCCCGAUGUGCGCAUCACGGGCUGAGCUGCGCAGCUGCGGGCGGCGGGGCCCCGGCGUUCUCUGAGCUGGGGCCACGAUCGGGUCCAGGGGCCUGAGCCAGGCUCACCGUUCGGCGUUGAAGAAAAAUGAGUUUUUGGCAGCUCCAGCGUCUGACGUGCCCCUUUUCGUUCGUCCCUUACUAGGUGUAUUUUCCCGAGCCUAUUCCCUUCAAAUCUCCUUUUUGGCUGGUGGCAAAACCCGCGUUGGGACCCAUGAGAAUAAAGCCUUUGUUUCCUGUUCA